AUGGCUACAAAGGUGAAAGAAGAUGCUCUCAUCAAAGAGAAGAGCAUCUCGGCCCCCUCGACGCCACGAAGGGGCGACAUUCGACAUUCGAAACGACUGACCAUCGAAUCCCUGGUUCGAGACCCUUCGAUGCCGGAGGAAAAGCCGAUACCAAACUAUCUCAGGCCGACGAUAAGCUCGUGCCAUCACAAUAACUGCCACUACCCGAAGAAGAGCACCUCACAGCCUUCGGAGGUUUCAUUAACGGCCGGAAAAACCCUUCCUCCUCGGAAACCUAUCGACGAUAAGUCUCCUUCGCCAUUGUCUACGGCUUUGCGAACCAGUUGCGGUGAUCGAGCAAAAGUCUCAUCCGACGACGGUUUUGAAAAUAGUCCCAAGAAGACUCUCAUGAGGGCGAGAAGCCUCCCGAGGUUUAUAACAAAGAAAAGAGAUAUCAACGCCGAUAUUUCAACUAAAAAGUCGAAUGGUAGCGAGACACAAGAUCAUACGCCGAAAAAGGAUGUCGAGUCGUCAAAGCAGAAGCUUCCAGAAAUCAAGUCACCACCGAAGCGGAAGGACAGCAAAAAAAACAAGCACUAUGCGGGCUUCGGAGAAGAGCACAAGAAUGAACAUAGUGAGAGUCCAAAGAGUGCGAAGACCCACCGCGCAAAGGCGGCAUCAAAUGACGGCGAUGGUGGGAGGUUGAAGGCGAUGGUGGAAGGAGACAGAAAGCCAGAGCAAGAGAGAAAGGCGAUGCUCAAGAGACAGGAUGUGGGAGGGAAAGAGACGCUACCAAUGUACAACGAAGUGAUAGAGGAGACGGCCAGCAAGCUGGCGGCGAAGAGGAGCAAAGUGAAGGCUCUCGUCGGAGCCUUCGAGACCGUCAUCUCGUUGCAAGAGCCAGAGGGACAAUCAGGUCAACCAUAUGACGAUGAUGAAAUCAAAGUACAGAGAGGAGAAGAGAUUGAAAAGACGAGCAAGGACAGUCGACAACAACUGGCGGAGACGAAAAACAUCGAGAAGAAGACGAAGAACGAGAGAGUCAAUCAAAAGGGGCGACAAGAGCGAGAGAGAGAGUCGAAGGAUGGUCGACUUGAACAACAUAAGCACGAGGAGGAGAACACAAAAGGUUGUGAAAUAGGUCAAGAGAGUCAACAAGAGGAACAAGAGGCGUCAAAGGUCAACCCCCAUGGUCAACUCGUUGUUGAACAAGAUGAGGUGAAUGCAGCUGAACUGGGUCAAGAAAGUCAACAAUACAUGGAGAUAUCAAAGGGUGGUCAGAAUGGUCAAAAUAGUCAACCAGAGGAGGUAAAGGAGGUGAAUGAGGAAAAGAGGGGGGAGAGUGAUGAAGCGGAGAGAGAGGAAAUCAAGGGGGCGAAAGAGUGCGAUGAGCCAAUUAAGAACGAGACAGAGGAGAGUGCUUAA
Molecule: messenger RNA, 1404 nt
Organism: Ananas comosus (pineapple)
Lineage: Eukaryota; Viridiplantae; Streptophyta; Magnoliopsida; Poales; Bromeliaceae
Product: DNA ligase 1
Exons: 1
Coding region: 1-1404 (467 amino acids)
Molecular function (GO): calmodulin binding
Source: RefSeq, a predicted model, not a curated record